This is a messenger RNA of Strongylocentrotus purpuratus (purple sea urchin), 676 nucleotides long. RefSeq lists its product as uncharacterized. Lineage: Eukaryota; Metazoa; Echinodermata; Echinoidea; Camarodonta; Strongylocentrotidae. The record is from RefSeq and is a predicted model, not a curated record. The coding region runs from base 1 to 426 and encodes 141 amino acids. The transcript has 4 exons.
AUGACAUCAAAGAUGAAAAUUUCACCAUUCCUUCUGGCUGCCUUCUUGGUCUUGGCUGUAACGCAAAACACAAAUGCUAAGAAACCAGAACCAGAUAGAACCAUUGCUGCGGUUGUGAUGUCCCUCUGUAAGCCGUACCAGGAAGGGAAGAAGGAGCAUGACAUGAAGUGUACCCAUGAGCUCACCGAUGGGCUGAAGAAGCAUUCCGAAAAGGCCAAGGUGUUCAUCGAGGCCGCCGACAACAAGGCGUAUUGCACGGGGUACGAGAACGAGGGUUCGCUGCUUCGGUUCGACUCGGCCUGUAACGUGAUUGCGCACCUCUGUGACUACAUGCAGCUCGGAGAGCUCAUGGAAUGUCCCUAUGUUCAACCACUUAUGGAGAAGAAAAUACCGGUGAAAAGAAGCUCGAAGAAAUUUGUGAAAUAAAAGAAUAAUUGAAGUCAAUCAACAAGCACAGAACCUCUGGAAACAUCUUGCCCGGAUAAAUAUUCCAAUCCUGUAAAUCUCACUUUCGAAAAUCAAGUGUUGAAGACUACAGUCUUGAGCUCGAUUAAAUUAAACAAAACACCCUAUGAAAUCUUAUUAUAAAUUUUUGGUGCUAUUUCCUCGGUCUUUAUGGGUCAACGAAAACGCUGAGCUCUUUCAUUUUUUGUUCUUCUUUGACUUCUUCUUCAUC